This is a messenger RNA of Cryptotermes secundus, 5914 nucleotides long. RefSeq lists its product as uncharacterized. Gene Ontology annotation, biological process: negative regulation of protein kinase activity; protein dephosphorylation. Gene Ontology annotation, molecular function: protein serine/threonine phosphatase activity; cation binding. The record is from RefSeq and is a predicted model, not a curated record. NCBI's taxonomy places the organism in Eukaryota, Metazoa, Arthropoda, Insecta, Blattodea, Kalotermitidae. The transcript is spliced from 10 exons. Bases 304 to 4929 code for a protein of 1541 amino acids.
UAAUAGGUAAUAAUUUCUUUAACGUAUCUAAUAUUCUGCCAACUUUGUGUGUAACGUUGGGAGCAUGUCUAUCGCUUCUUGUUUGUAGUCGUUUGUAGUCAUCUGAUAGUGGAAGUGUUAUGUAGUUGAGAGUGUGCUGGUUGUUUAUUUACUACAAAUUAAUGGAGCACGUGAUUUGUUAGUGUAACAGAAGUACAAAGUUUUUCUACAUAUCAACAAAUAAUAUAAUCGAAAAUAGUUCAAGAGCAAGGAAGUGUGUGGACCGCGUUGACGUAAAGUAAACAUCUCUUGGAGUUUUAUGCCAUGGCAGACACAGAAGAUUUCUUGGCGCUUUAUAGGCGGUUUUUUGAAGAAUUUGCGACGACAGUGAAUCCCAAUGAUCAGCUUCCAGUCAAAGUGGCCGGAUAUUAUUUGUAUGAUUCGGAGAUAGUUGGAGAAAUAGUGGAUUGGACCUUGCAGUACCUCAACCAAAAACAUUGUCCGUCCAGCCUGGUGGCGCCAUUGACAAGGAUCGUCAUCGACGAGGUUAAGGCCGCCUGCAAGAAGCAACCCGCAGCAUGCGGUUACCGCUCAGCCGAGAACACCUAUCAGCCAUUGAAGCUGAUGCAAGUGGUGACUGGAAAGGUGAAUGAGGUAUGUUUACGAUACCGAGACAAUGGGAAGCUGGCUACACUUCCUCCACCAUCUCAGGGACCACCCAUCUCAUCCUGUGCUAUCAAGAAUACAAGACGUUGUAUGGAGGACCGCCAUGUUAUCGUAGAAGACUUCCACACUGUAUUUGGCAUUCAGGAUUGUAGCCCGAGUAGCUACUAUGCAGUGUUUGAUGGUCAUGCUGGGACAGAUGCCGCAGUGUAUAGUGUGAGCCACCUCCACCAGUUCCUUGCUGAAAGUUCUUUCUAUCCAACUGAUCCAGAACGAGCACUCAAGGAUGCUUUCUCCAGGACUGAUUCACUCUUUCUUGAGAAGUGCAACAGAGAGAACUUGCGGAGUGGUACGACUGCUGUGUGUGCAUUGCUCAGACCCACAGAACAGAUGCUGUAUGUGGCAUGGCUUGGUGACUCACAGGCCCUUUUGGUUCGCAAUGGUCGAGGCGUGCAGAUUGUGAAACCCCAUAAACCAGAUAGAGAGGAUGAAAGGGAACGAAUAGAAGACAUGGGUGGCUGUGUCCUUUACUGGGGAACAUGGAGAGUUAAUGGAGAAUUAGCUGUUUCCAGAGCAAUUGGUGACUUGGGGUACAAACCAUAUGUGACAUCUGAACCUGAUGUGACUGCAGUUCCCCUAAAUGGUACUGAAGACUUCCUUGUGCUUGCUUGUGAUGGGCUGUGGGACUUCGUCUCGGAGCAGGAAGCAGUAAGGGCUGUGUACCAGCAGAUCGCCGAAGCACCAGGGGAUAUCGAGUACGUCAGCCAGCGCCUUGUCCAGCUGUCCAAGCUGCAUGGUUCUACAGACAACAUCAGCGUGAUAGUAGUCUUUCUGACGGAACCCGCCCAGCUCGCUUCCCGCCCAAUCCCGGAGUGGGCAAAGAACGGCCCGCCGCUACAGGAGGCCUGCGCCAUGGAGACCAAUUCCGAUCAUAACAGCAGCUCUUCCGCAGGAAAUAAUCCUUUCCUCGCUUGCUCCACAUCGGACUCCGUCCCAUACCAGAAAGGGGGCCUCCUCCUGGACAUAGGGAUCGGGGGAGACGACAGCCAGAUGUACAAACACAAUGGAACUUCUCCGUCCUCCACCGGCCAGUACUUCCUGGACCGUCCAAAGAACGGCAAUAACACGGCCGGUGUCGACAACUACGACGAGGACGACGAUGACGACUUCGGGCCUGAGACCGACGUCGAUGCAGUCGACGACGUGCUUCUGUCUCCAGCCGGUGCGAAGUCUGCAGCCUUAAACAACAACCCGUUUGGUGGCGUGGGUGAUGAGAAGAAAGCACUGGAAGCCGACCUGGAGCUGCAACGCCAGCAGCUGAGUGUCUUCGAUGCAGUGAGGGAACCGCGCGAGGAGACGCCCACACCACCAGCAGACGAGGUUCCUGCGGUUUCCACAGCGCCAGAGCCGGACAAUGUAGCUGAAAGUGGAGAGGAUUCUGAGGACGAGUGGAACUACUAUCGCGUUGAGCCCACUUCAGAAGGGACUCGGGAAGCCACAGAGCCAAUUCACCAGAAGCCCAUAGAACCACAGUCAGAGGACGAGUUAAAUAUGGAGUCUCAGUUGAAUCCUGAUGCAGCAGAAUUUGUGCCAUCACCAACACAGAUGAUGCAAUGUAUGGAGGAAGUUUUGUUGGCCCAGUCUCCCAGUAAAGGCAUCAAAAUGGAAGACAUCUCUGUCCCCAGCCAGUCAGAAUUUGAACACGAGGCGAGCCACCGUCCAAGUGAGCUGGAUCUUGCCAGUGAAGCACCAGUGUCACCAGAGAACAAGAUGUUUUCCAAGCUACCAGACCUUAUCACCACUGAGGAAGGAGACAGUGUAAAUCCAUUUGUCUCCUCUUCUCACAACCUGGAAGAUAAGGAAAACAUUUUGCAGGAGGAAAAAAAUGAAAUAUUGUCAGAACACCAGAACAUUGAUGUGCAAGAAUUGACAUUGGAUGAAUCUGAGGUGACUUCCACAAAAGCAGAGUUUGGUGAUGAUUCCAGAGGCUCCUUGACCAUUGGAUCAGUGCUCCAGAAGACAGUGACUGAGUGUACAUCAUCAUUACCAGCAUUGGAUAAAUCAUUCACUGAUCUAGAUUUCCAAGAAACUGAGUUUAUGCCAUAUACGGCAAAGUUUGAUACCAGUAGUUCCUGUGAUGAUAAUGAAUUGUACAGAAUUAAUGAGAAUAAAGUUUGUAUGAACACAUCUGAAGUGCAAGAAACUGCACUGCAUGAAGAAGGAAGUAUGGCGCUGGAGAAUGUAGUAUCCAGUUGUUUUGAGGUGCAGAAAGAAUUGGUUCCAGAGGUGGAAUUGAAACUAGAGAGAGUUAAGCUUGAGAGUGAAGAUGUAUCAUCUCAGGAUGACUCUGUCUCUCCACUGCCGGAAGAAGGUAAGCAACUGCAGGAGCUGGAAGAAUCUGCUAUCCUUUCCCAAGUCCCAGAUUUACCUAUGUCUUCCCCUGUACCAAAUCCUCCAGUUGCUGAAGAACAGGCUGUUACAUCACAAAUACAAGAGCCUUCCUUGAAAGAUCUUUUAUCUACUGACAUUCUUUCAUCACCUGCUGAUGAUACUGUAUCCAAUGCAGAAAGAGAAAUUUUCUCACCAGAACAGUUUAGUACCCCCAUGCCUGAAUCAUUUUGUGGAUCAGCUUCUCCUGUAUCAACUUCAGCACCAGAACUAGUUUCCCCCCUUGUGGAUAUGUGGUCCAAACCUUCCGUAUUGCUAGGACCAGAUGCUUUCCUGCUUGAAAGUCCUCACCCCCCCAGCCACUUUGAACCAUGUCCAAAUCAACCUCCAACGUCUGAUAUAUUUAGUAUGCAAGAUCUCGUGGAAAGAGAAGAGGAACGCAGAGUAUGUUCUGAGAUUUUGCUUACUCCUGGAUCAUUGGAUCCAUUUGGAAAAGUGCAGUCACCCAUAGAAAUAACUGAUCCAGAGCACCACCUGAAGGAUGAUGUGUACAGUGUCAGUCGUAGUUCUGUAUUAGAGGAUCAUCCACUUCUGAUGAAUGAAGACAUUCAGAAAUCACCAGCUUAUGACACAAUGCUCGGCGACAUAGCCAGAGCCAAUGAGGAUGGAAACAAGAAGACAUUUCCUGUUGAAGAUUCAGUACAUCCAGUAAAAGCUGAAGCAGAGGAAUGUGUGGUGAGGCACAUACCGCCACCAGCCCCUGAGCAUGUUUCGGAGGAAAUGCCACAGCUAUCAAGUGUGGAACCACCGCCAGCACAUGCCGAGCCAGUUAAGGUGUCAGAAAAAAUGGUUGAUGCAGUAACUGAAGGCAGCGUUGUUGCUGCAGUCGCAGUAGGUACUGCUGUAGCCACAGCAGUGUCAGCUGGAAUUGAAGUGGCUCAUGAGGAGAAACCAGCUGAGGAAGUCAAGGCACCAGAAAGGAACCUUUCAAAGAAGCCGACCACUGCAGACAAGAAGGAAACAGCUGCUGUUAAAAUAAAAUCAGCCAAAGCGCCUGUUAGCAAUAAAACUGCACCACCAGCUACCGGUACAGCAAGAAUAUUGCAGAAAUCAAAACCAUCUUCACCAGCAAAACCCCCAUCGACAACUAUCCGUUCCUCGACACCUAAGAAAUCUAUAUCUUCUGGUCCUUCUCCUGCAAGCAAAGACACAAAGUCACCAGUAAUUGCAAAUAAACCUAAGCCAGGUGCCACAUCCCCCAUAAAACCCCUAUCUUCUGCUAUAAAAUCAACAGGUGUUAGCCCACGUAUACAAGCUGGAACCACUGCUGCUAAGUCUGCAGCUGUAAGUAAUGGCGAUGUAGCUAAGCCUGCUGUACUAAAGAAAACUUCUGCUUCUACAGCAGCCAGGCCACAAAGCCGGCCUGCAACAGCCCCAGCCACUACUAAGACUGGAGCAGCAAGACAGAUGGGUACAGUCACAAGUAGGACUAACCCUGUGUCAACUGUGUCCCCCCAACUAAAAUCUGGAACUGUGAAUAUAGGGGCCAGCAAAUCUCGAUCAGCAGGAACAGUGGCAAUUGGAACAACUGGCAGUAAAGUAGGCCCAGCCUCUGAUGCAAAGCUUGCCACAAAUAGACAGAAGCAAAUAUCAACAACUCGUACUGUCUCAAACAGGACUGUGACGGCGGCUGCUCACAGUACAGCAGCACCUGCUGCUCGGAGGGUCAUGGCAGGCGUAACAAAGACGACUGUCAUUACAUCCACAGGUAAAGUAGGGCCAAAGAAGACUACCUCUUCCAUGCCAAACAGUGGAACUCGUGCCUCAACUACAGCUUCAACCAAAACAACAAAGACUGAAGUUACUGUGACGUCUCUGGCUGCUGAGAACAACGAAUGAUUGUACAAGUGCAACAAAUGGAAUUAGACACUUCUCUAAGGUCUACAGUUCCAGAUUUUUUAAAUGGUGUCUUUAAAGACUGUUUCACUUGGAAUAAUUUAUUUUAUUCGGUGUCUUUGAGAUUUUAAGUGCAUAUUUCCUGCGAGUGCUAGAUUUGUGUGGAUACUGUAUAUAAACACUAUACACUAUAUCCUCAUUAAUCUAGCACUUGCAGGGAAUGCAUACUUAAAAUCUCAAAGGAACAGAAUGAAGUAGGCUUACUACAGAGACUGGCAAAGGCUUAUGCAUUUUCUUCUGAUCUCUUGUUUUUAAAUGUUAUCUAGUUUGAAGUGCUUUAUGAGGUGCUAUUUUAUGUUUUAAUUUGUUAGAUGUGUAUUACAACAAAUAUUGCGGUACAUAUUGAUUAGAAUGUUGUGACUAAAUGAACAAAGCCAGUGGGACCAGAUGAGACUUGAAAGACACCACUUAAAAAGAAUAUGAAAUGUAGUCACUAAAUUUAUAUGAAGCAAAUUUUCACAAGGCUAUAUACAUUGUAACAUACAUUGAUUCCAUACAUUAAUAUUAUUAUUGCUAAGAUACCAGUGUAUACAUAUAAUUGAGUUCAGAUUAUCUUGCAAGUAUGAUUCUGAGAGCAAGUACAUUUAUGGUACUGUUGUGUUGCUUUCGUAUGUAUUUCCAUUUGAAGAUGCGCUAUAAAUACCACCAGCAAUAAUGCACCACUUGGCAAAGAUAAUUUAUACAACUAUUUAAUGGAGCUAGAGGGAUGUGGUGUACCUUAAUUUGAGUUCAUUAAUAGUAAUAGCCGGGUGCCUUGCAAUUUUGAAAGCAGAUACUUGCUCUUAAGACUUGCUUUGCAGUUGAAACAAUUUCAUCAUAGCUAUUUGCUUUACAGUCAUGAAAACUACAGCACUUUUAUAUGUGAAUUUCCUUACUUCUUGGACAAGAAACAAUAUUGUAAUAAAGUUUUUUAAUGAUGUCAUACAAA